This is a messenger RNA of Gasterosteus aculeatus aculeatus (three-spined stickleback), 1551 nucleotides long. RefSeq names its product malate dehydrogenase 1B, NAD (soluble) (gene mdh1b). Gene Ontology annotation, biological process: malate metabolic process. The record is from RefSeq and is a predicted model, not a curated record. Gene Ontology annotation, molecular function: malate dehydrogenase activity; oxidoreductase activity, acting on the CH-OH group of donors, NAD or NADP as acceptor. NCBI's taxonomy places the organism in Eukaryota, Metazoa, Chordata, Actinopteri, Perciformes, Gasterosteidae.
GGUUCCAAUACGGACACAAAUAAGUGUAGCAUCCACGGUUUCCUAGCAACCAAGGUCUCCCUGACAGAAUGGCAAAACUUGUGCUCGCUGGCAAAGCAGACUGUCCACAUUACGCCAAAGCGGAACUCUUAUCUGACAGACUACAGCGAUCUCUUCCUGACUUCCGGAUUCACAAGAUCUCCAUUCUCCCACAUGAGUGGCGGAAAUGGCUGGAGGCCACCUGCACCAGAAAUGGCUGGAAACAUGAGAGGUCCCCCCUGGUUUGGAGGGAACUUGUGCACCAAGGGGGGAAAGGGAUGCUGUUGGGGGGCUUCAGUGACUUCGUAGAGCACUGCCAGGACUACUACAGCAUCACAUCAGACAUGCUUACGGAUUCAAUGCUGGCGGUUGCAGCAGAGAAUCUGGAAACCAAGAUGAAUAUUAUUGCAGAGGAGCAACGUUGUCUCAAUCGCAUUGAACCCCUUCACAUAUGGAUCAGUAGCGCUCUCAACCCAACCUGCAACUUCCUCAUCCCCAAUCUGCUCUCUGCUGAGGUGUUCCCCCAUGUCUCCACAAUCAGCCUCCACCUACUGGACUUGAAGGGGAAUGAGGAGGGAUUGCGGGGGCUGAGGAUGGAGACAGAGGACCUGGCACUCCCUCUGCUCCAUCAAGUGUCUAUUCACACAGAUCUGGAUCAGGCUUUCCAAGGAGCGGAUGUCAUUCUACUGCUGGAUGAGUGGUGGUCUGAUGACGGUGAUGGGGAGGAGCAGAAGAAAAAUGUCAAGGGGAUGUCUGACAGGUACAUAGAGUACGGACAACUGAUCGACACAAGGGCCAACAAGGAGGUGAAGGUCAUUGUGUCUGCUGACUCAUUUGCCAACUGGAGAUGCUCACUUCUUUUGGAGCAUGCAUGCUCCAUUGACAGCCACCAAUUUAUCACCAUGGCAACUCAAUUAGAGAAUGAAGCCAAGGCCAUCCUCGCAACAAAGCUGAAAGUGAGGACUUCAGAUAUUAGAAAUGUCAUCGUGUGGGGAAACAUCAGUGGUAGUUUCUACAUCGACCUGCAGUGGACGAAGGUUUUCAACUAUGACGGGGCAAUCAAAGGACCAGCUUUCUUUUCCCAGCCAGCUCUAAAGCUUCUACACCAAAGGAAAUGGUUGGAGACAGACUUUCAAGACAUGGCACGUCGUCGGCGUGCGGAAGCGGCUUCAAAGUCCUGCCGAGCGGCCUCCAUGUCGGCCGCCGACGGGAUCCUCGCCGUCCUGGCGGCUUGGAACGGCGGCUCCGAUGGGGUCUUCUCUGUGGGUGUACUUUGCCAAGGCGAGUAUAAUCUCCCAGACGGCAUCGUCCUCUCACUUCCAGUGAAUUUCACAGGCGGCAAGUUGGGCGUGCUGUCCGAGGCGACCAUCGGAGACGAGCUAAAGGAGAAACUUUGUUUUUUUGCAAGGGAGCUAAUGCAGGAAAAAGAACUUGGAUCAGAGGUUGCAGAGCAUGGAUUGUUAUAAUCGAAGAAGACAGUGGAUGCCUUAAAAUGAUCAAAGGAAAUAAACCAGAUACAUCUUCGUGCGACAA